Molecule: messenger RNA, 4084 nt
Organism: Lathyrus oleraceus (garden pea)
Lineage: Eukaryota; Viridiplantae; Streptophyta; Magnoliopsida; Fabales; Fabaceae
Product: cation/H(+) antiporter 15
Exons: 5
Coding region: 1570-3990 (806 amino acids)
Biological process (GO): proton transmembrane transport; regulation of pH
Cellular component (GO): membrane; endomembrane system
Molecular function (GO): antiporter activity
Source: RefSeq, a predicted model, not a curated record
AAAAGUGUCCUUAACUCUCUUUUGACCUAAUCUCAGACGGUACUGCAUUCGUUAGUCAUUACUGCCUCGUCGAUGAAGAGGAAGUGUUUGAAAUCCCUGUUUGAGUUUGCUGCAUUGUGCAGCAAGUAUUAGCAUGCAUGUCCCUUUAUACAAGACAACCAUGUCUUCUUUCAAUCUUUUAAAAUAAACUUUUUGUAUUCUAUCAUAUGUAACUACUGGUGUAGCCAUACAUAUUUAUUGUAUCAAUGUAUCAAACGCUUUAGAUCAACUUUCUAUAUAUGAGAGUAUUUUAAGAAUUAUGGAAGGUGUUUUAUGAUUUAUGAAGAACAUGAAAUAAGUUUCUCACAAAAUAUUUUCAACAUUACAUCUUAUUGUUAAGAGACAAGCAAAUGAAAUUGCUGAUAUUAUAACCAUGGUGUCUUCAUUUUAAUCUUAUUCUCAUUUUUAAAAUUUAUUUAUGAUAGUUCACUUGUAUUUCUACUUUGAUUGAUGAUAAAUGAAAUGAUCUUCAUUUCAUGAAAAAAAAGUUGAUUUGUGCGAGCGAGUGAAGAUGAACAAAGUAAAAGUGUUUUUUCACUUCUAGUCUUUGAAAAAAAAUACAUUUAUAUAAGACAAUAAAAUAUACCAAAAUUCAAUUGUGAAUAGGGGUAUUUGGUGGCAGUACAAUAUGAGGUUUAUUUUAUUAAAAAACUUCAUUAUCUUUGUAACACUUUCCAAUACUUUCAAUUUUCUUCCUUACUGAAAGUGAAAGCUUCCUUAAUUUACGUUAAGAAUCCAAUUUCUGUCUUCACCUUAUCUUUUUCUCUUCUAUAUUUUAUAUUAUAUUGAUACUAUUUGCUUUGAUUCGGUUCCAUAAAUCAUUACAAAGUCUCUUUCUCUUCCUCUUCUGUCAUCUCUGUUGAAGACUUGAAAACCAUCACACACAUUCAGAAUGACUAAUGUCGUGGAAGUGAAAGUUGGUUUGCACUGUGACGACUGUAUCAAGAAAAUCCUUAAAGCCAUCAAAAAAAUUCAAGGUGUAUGUGUGGCUUUGCAGAUAUUGAAACGUAUAACGUCGACACAAAGCUGAACAAGGUUAUCGUUACCGGCAACGUCACAACAGAACAAGUUACCAGAGUCCUUCACAAAAUUGGAAAGAAUGCAACUCCCUUUCAAGAAGAUGCAAUUUAGCUUCUCUAGCAUAUACAAUCUUCCUUCUUUGCAAAAAACAUAUUGUACUUCAUAUAUAUGAUUCAAUAAUCUAUCAAUGAUUUGUCUACUUAUUGUGUUAUACACAUGUUUAUUUAUGUUAGACAAUAAUUUUAAUUUAUAAUUAAAAAUAUUUGUUUACACAAUGCCUAACUUUUUUGUACAAAAAUAGAGUUUGCAAGAGAGUGAUUGAUUUCUAUAAUAAGAGAAGUUGAAGGUGAACCAUCAAACAUGUUAUUUCCAAAAUACAAGGAAAGCCUCUUAUUCCUUCGUCAAUCUUAUCAUCUUCUCUCUUUCACCAUUUUCUUCUUCUUGUCUAGGAAAAAUACUGUUAAACAAUAAAGACAAAUUUCAACUGCUAAAAGUUUAUAUAUAAAAAAAAUGGAAAUUAUAAAUUCUACACUAAUAUGUUCAAGUCCUUAUCGUAAUUCUCACAAGAGUGUGUGGAUGUUAGGCAACCCACUUGCUUCCCCCACUCCUCUUCUCUUUCUGCAGGUUUCACUUAUUACUGUUGUUUCACAACUCGUGGAUGCUUGUCUCAAACCACUAGGACAAACCACCCUUGUAUCUCAGAUUCUUGGAGGAUUGGUAUUUGGUCCAUCAAUGUUGGGGCACAAAAAGAUGGUGACAAGAAUCUUAUUCCCUAUGAAAGGUUCUUUAGUACUUAGCACAGUGGCAACUUUCUGCCUCAAUUUCUUCUACUUCAUAUGUUGUGUAAAGAUGGAUACUGCAACAAUGCUGAAAACAGAAAAACAAGCCAUCACAAUUGGUAUUUCUGUAUUCACGUUCGCAUUUGCAAUCCCUCUUGGGUUAUCCUUUGCAUUCACCAGUUUUGUUUCCAUGGACAAAACCCUCGCGGCUGCUCUCCCUUUAAUAGCCAUCUCGCAAAGCUUUACUGUAUUCAUCAGCAUAUCAGUCCUUCUAACAGAGCUUAAAAUCCUAAACACCAAUGUCGGCCGUCUAGCAUUAUCAUCGGCGAUGUUUACCGAUGUUGUUAGUGUCCCUAUGGUAACACUUAUUUUUGCAGUAAUGCAGGUUAAAACUUCUCAUAAGAAUAUGGUUACACUGCUAUGGAUCCUUCUAUCCAUAGGUGCACUCUUGGUUGUUAUCUUCUAUGUAAUGAGGCCGACUAUGAUAUGGUAUGUAGGCCGGUUAAAUGGAAAACCGAUUGACGAAUUUUGUAUUGUCUGUAUCAUUCUGUGUGUUCUCUUCACUGCAUUUUGCAGUGAGUUCAUUGGACAGCACUAUUCUAUGGGACCGAUAUUUUUAGGCUUGGCUGUUCCUGAGGGACCGCCUUUAGGAUCGACUUUGAUAUCGAAAAUGGAAACACUUUCUGUUGGGUUUUUGUAUCCAUUAUACCUUGCUGUCAGUGGAUUGCAGACUGAUAUAUUCAAAAUCAACUUUCAGGCUACUUGGAUUAUAACUGUCAUAGUGGUAGUCGCUUUUGUCGCAAAGAUCAUUGCUGUUAUUUUGCCAGGUUAUUAUUACAAAGUUCCCAUGAAAGAUUGUGUUGUGAUUGGGCUAGUUCUCAAUGGCAGAGGUAUUGCUGAGCUCUCCAUGUACAAUUUAAUGAAGAGCGGCCAGCUACUAACAGGACAAGUGUUCUCUUUUCUGGUGCUGACCCUUAUAUUGAUAAAUGGUAUCAUAUCACCACUGGUAAAAUUGACAUAUAAUUCUUCAGCCGAGUAUCGUUCAGGAAAAAGAAUUUCAAUACAACAUACAAAGCAAGAUUCCGAGCUCCGAAUCAUGGUAUGCUUUAACAAGGAUGAAAACAUCCCAACAAUGUUCAACAUCGUAGAAGCAUCGUGUGCAAGCACAGAGAGCAAUGUUGAAGUUAUAGCAGUUCACUUUGUAGAGCUUCUGAGAAGAUCAAGGCCUCUUCUCCUCGCUCACCAACCGUAUGACACGCUUCCGGUAACCAUUUGUGAUUCAACUCAACUCGACAAUGCAUUGAAGCAAUAUACACAGCUCAAUGAAGGGUGUGCACAUGUUCAAUCAUUCACAUCAAUCUCCGACUUUGACACAAUCCACGAGGAUGUCUGCAGAAUAUCCCUAGACAGAAGAGCCAACAUUUUGAUCAUGCCAUUCCACAAAAGAUGGGAGAUAGAUGGAACGGUUGAGGUAGAAAAUAGAGGAAUCCAAAAAAUAAACAUUAAAGUCCUCGAAAGAGCGCCUUGUUCAGUCGGAAUCCUCAUCGACCGAGCUAUCUUAAGCGGUUCUCCGUCACUUUUAAUAGGUAAAUCAGCAUACUAUGUAGGAGUACUCUUCAUUGGCGGUGCAGAUGAUGCUGAAGCACUAGCCUAUGCUAGCAGAAUGGCUAGACACGAGUGUGUGAAUGUAUCUGUUAUUCGGUUCCUUGUUUUUGGAGAAGCGAAUUCAAAAGAUAGAAAAUAUGAAACUGAUCUUGUAGAUGAAUAUCGAAAUUAUAAUAACAGAAACAGUAGGUUUAAGAUAACCGAAGAAGUAGUGAAAGAUGGAAUCGAGUUUGCUUCUAUAAUUAGAAGAAUGGUAGAUUGUUUUGAUUUAGUUAUGGUAGGGAAGUCACAUCCACAAUCAAUAUUGUUACAUGGACAUGAUCAAUGGAGUGAGUGUCCAGAGUUAGGUGUGAUUGGUGAUAUGUUGGCUUCACAGGGUUUUGUGACAAAGGCAUCUGUGUUGGUUGUGCAACAACAGAGGAUUGGAGGGAGAUUCAUUAACCAUAAUGUUAUACCAAGUCCAAGGGAUCAUCCAGUAGGUAAUGUUACAAUGGAUGAAUCACCAGGACAUUCUUGUUCUAUUUCAGUGGUUAAAUCUGACAUAUAAUGUAUUAGUGAUAUGUAUAUAAUAUGUUGGCUGUUUUAGGAAAUUAUUCCCAAGAUAUAGAGUUAUGAUUCUCUUUUUACUUAUAUUUCAUCAA